Messenger RNA from Paramisgurnus dabryanus, 3114 nucleotides. It is a transcript of the gene dcakd, whose product is annotated as dephospho-CoA kinase domain containing. Gene Ontology annotation, biological process: coenzyme A biosynthetic process. Gene Ontology annotation, molecular function: ATP binding; dephospho-CoA kinase activity. The record is from RefSeq and is a predicted model, not a curated record. NCBI's taxonomy places the organism in Eukaryota, Metazoa, Chordata, Actinopteri, Cypriniformes, Cobitidae.
AGAAGAGAACUAUUCCAUUGAAGCACACAGGUCAAUGUUAUGUACACAAAAAUUUAGAGAUUAUUUUUUUUGUCUCACGAAAGCACUGCGCACUCUUUAGAUAUCAUUGACUAUUGAGUGUCAUUGAAGUUAUGUUGUGACGUUCUUCAAGAUUCGUCUGUAUUUUUGCGCUUGUUUAUGCUGAACAGCUUUGACAAUCACUGUUUACAGUACAUGAAGUAGGUCAUUGGUGUUAGCAUGUUUCUGGUGGGGUUAACUGGCGGUAUCGCUUCCGGGAAGAGCACAGUGUCGUCUCAGCUGAGAGAACUGGGAUGUCCGGUGAUUGAUGCGGAUGUAGUUGCUCGCAAAGUGGUGGAGAUUGAGAGCCCAGCGUACAGGCUCAUCCUGCAGCAUUUUGGACGGGAGGUUUUGUUAGAGAAUGGAGAGAUUGACAGACAGAAACUGGGGCAGAUCAUCUUCUCCAACCCUGAGAAACGAAGACUUCUCAAUUCCAUUACACAUCCAUUAAUACAUAAAGAAAUGUUCAAACAGAUUCUGCUGUACUUCAUUAAAGGCUACAGAUAUGUGAUUUUGGAUGUGCCUCUGCUUUUUGAAACACGACGUCUCACUCGUUUCUUAACCCACACUGUUGUAGUUUACUGUGAUCCAGCAACACAGCUGUCCAGACUCAUGCAGAGAGACGGUCUGAGCCACGAGGAAGCUGAACAGAGAAUCGCUGCCCAGAUGCCCCUCAAUGAGAAGCGUGGACUGGCCAGCCACGUCAUCGAAAACUCGAGCUCUCGUGAGGACACUCACAGACAAGUUCUCCGUUUGCACACCAAGCUGGAGGACUCCAUGGAGUUUUUGGUCGUAAGGGCCGUCGCUUUAGCAGCUGUCGCUGGGCUCGGCGGUCUUUUCUUAUAUACAGUCAAACUGUUUGUCUCUUAGCAAACGCACAGAACUACUUUCACACCAAGAUAUCCACGGCGAUACAUCUGAUCGUUAUUUUAUAUUUUAACAUUUUAAGUUUUUGUUCCAUUUGAAUUGUUUUGACUUGAUAACCGUCUAAAUCACUCUCACUCACAGAGCUGUAUUUAUAAAACACUUAAGGCUAACUUGGCGGACCCAGGCGUUUCACAAAGCACAGAAAUUGCUGUGAAUUAUACCUCUGUGAUGCAAGAUGCGCUAACAAUGCACUUACAGUAUGUUAGCUUAAAUACUGUAUAAAAUAUAGGAACGUAAUGAUGUGAAGUUUUCUUACCUCUACACAUGUUUGUUAGUUAUUAUGAGUUCGAACACACACACACACACACACACUAAAAGUACUGAAUGUAUCUGCUGCUGUUUAUCAGAUAUAUACUGGAUGACUUAUAUAAGAAUUAAACUGUCACAUCUUGGCCUGUUUUUCUCUAUGUUAUGCUGAAUGACUCAUGCAGUAAAUAUAAGGCAAGGCACAUGAGAUAAGGCCAUCUUGCACAUGCUUGACAUUAAAGUUGGUCAACAUAACUCGUAUCCAGAGACUCAUUUAAUUUAGGCAAGCAGUAAGAAAACCAGAGAUUUCUCUAUAUUUGUAUCAGUGAAGAAAGUGUAGCGGUCAACUUUCAUGUGCAUCUUGUGCAAAAAAAUUAAAAAUGAGGAAGUAGUGCCAUGAACUAACACAUGCAUGUAAAAAAUAAAUCUUAAAGGGCGCUUAUUAUGCAAAAUCCACUUUAAUCCAAGGUGUUCGGACAUUAAUGUGUGUUGGCAGUGUGAACACAACAACGCCAAAGUCAUUGCCACAUGAAGCAGUGAGGCAACAAAUCAGUUGCUUUGGGUUUUGGACGCAGCCAUGUCGUUUUGAUUUUCUUGUUAAUGUGAUGUCACACUGAUAAAGCUCCGCCCACAGCCACUGACUUACAGUCUUGCAUUAUCAUAGUUUAACCUAUCAUAGGUUGUCUGCCAUAUCUCAACAGUGUGAGAUACUAUUGCUUCAGACUGUAUUUACAGGAAUCAGAUCUCUAUUUUAACGAAAGCGCUCAUUGUCUCUUUUGGUAAAGGGAGUGAGGAGCAGCAGCUAAUUUGCAUUUAAAGGUACAGACACGAAAACAGCACAUUUUUGCUCCCAUCCAAAUAGAGGCAUUUUGGACAUGCUAUAAUAAAUGAUCUGUGAGGUACUUUGAGCUUAAACUUUACAGACACAUUUUGGGACUUGUAUGAAUGGUCAUAAUAGGUGCCCUUAAUACACAUAAAUUAUAUUUAAUGCAAAAGUAUGAUUUGUCUAUGCAAGUCCUAAAAUCUUUUCAGUACUUUUUUGUCACAAAGGCUACAUUUAUAUGGGUGUAGGGGUAUGUAAUUAUUAUUAUUAUUAGUAAUAUUAUUAUUCUAAUAGAUGGACACACGGACAGAUGUGACAGUGAGUUCUUGCUUUAUCUUUCUCACUCACUCCACACAUCUUAAGGCUUGGCCUGUGGUUAUGGUCUCUGUCUUUAAUAAGCUUUUCUUAUGCUAAUACAGAGUGACGCGGGCCAGCGGCUCUGAGGAGUACAGUAUAAGACCUCUGGAUCUCUUUGUUUGUGUGUGAAUUUGAUUUUGUGUGUGUUUUUUAUGGGAGUCACCCAUGUAUGUGACCCUGGACCACUAAACCAGUCACACAGCUAUAUAGCCAACAAAACAUUUAAUGGGUCAAAAUUAUACAUUUUAUGGCAAAAGUCAUUAGGAUAUUAAGUAAAGAUCAUGUUCCAGGAAGAUAUUUGUACAUUACAUAUCAUAAAUAUAUAAAAAAUGUAUCUAUCAUUAAUAAUAUUUGUUGCUAAGGACUUUAUUCUGAGAACUUUAAAGACGAUUUCUUAAUAUUUAGAUUUUUUUGUAGCCUCAGAUUCCAGAUUUGUUGCAUCUCUGCAAAAAUAUUGUCAAUAUCAUAACAAACCAUGCAUCAAUAGAAAGCUUAUUUAUUCAGCUUUCAGAUGAUAAACAAAUCUUAAUUUUAAAUUUUCAAAUACCUUUAUGAUUGCUUUUGUGGUCCAGGGUCACAUAUAUUCGAUCAGUGUGUAUUUUAAUCCACGCUGGUCUAACACAAACACAAUAAAAUGGUCCUUAUUGUUACUGUAAUCUGUCUGGAUGUAGUAAUUGACCUGUUGUAAUUUAUUGUAAUGUAUG